Molecule: messenger RNA, 2037 nt
Organism: Cryptosporidium muris RN66
Lineage: Eukaryota; Apicomplexa; Conoidasida; Eucoccidiorida; Cryptosporidiidae
Product: DnaJ domain-containing protein
Exons: 1
Coding region: 1-2037 (678 amino acids)
Source: RefSeq, a predicted model, not a curated record
AUGAAGAAAGGUAGAUCUCAAAAAAGUAAUGGCUCUUUAAUAUCUUCGAGAUCUUUGGCAAAACAGAAUACAAAUAAUAUGGUGGAUACCAUAGUUACACCAAAAUCAGAUUUAAACUUUAUUAAAAAAUUUAAAUUUUCAUCUGUGAAAGAAAAAGUGAUUGACUUUUCUGUAUUUUUUUUAAUAGGUUUUGUUCUUAUUUUGAUUAUAAUAUUAAAAGCUGGUGAGGAGCAAUACAACAUAAAUGGAAUGGUUAAUAAAAGUGAAACACAUCUUGAUUACUAUGAUAUACUAGGAGUAUCAAAGAAGGCAACAAAUAUGGAGAUUAGGAAGUCAUUUAGAAAAUUGAGUUUGAGAUGGCACCCAGAUAAAAAUCAUGGUUGUGAACCUUGCCUGGAAAAAUUUCGUGAAAUAUCUAAGGCAUAUGAAGUACUUGGAGAUGCAGAUAAACGAUCUAUUUAUGAUAGUAAUUAUGGAGGGAAAAUAGAAGUUAUUCCUUCUGAGGCUGUAACUUUAACUAGUGAGAAUUUCCAUACUUUAGUUAGAUCUCAGAAUAAAGAAUCAUGGGUAAUUCAAGUUUAUACAGAUAAAGAUGAACUGUGCCACUACUUUUCACCAAUAUGGGAGGAAUCUAUUGAGAAAAUGGGAAAUUAUUAUAGAUUUGGACGUAUAAAUGCACAUAAAGAGAAAAGUUUACUGAAAUAUCUUCCAUUAAAUGUAAAAGUAUUUCCUGCAAUUUUUAUAUUAACAAAUGGGUAUCAGUAUGAAAUGUACUCUCAGAUUCUUGAUUCUACAGUUGAGAGUUUCACAGAUUUUUUAUUUGACUCCUUUCCUCAAACUUUACAUAUAAUAACAUGCCAAAAGAGUGCCUAUAAUUGGCUCAUCAAAAAAUCACAGGAAAAUUAUAGAGGUAAAAUUAUUUAUAUUUCUGAAAAACAGGAACCUUCACUUAUUAUCAAGUCUGUAGCCUUAAAAUGGAGUACUAUUUUUGAUUUUGCCUUUGUAUCUACGAAGAUCGGAAGGGAUUUUCUAAAAAGUUGGAAUGUGGAUAUUAAAGGACCCACUUUAGCUUUAUUUCCAGCAAUAAAUUCAAAUAUUAAAGUGAAUGAAGUGUCAUCUAUAUUUCAUUUAUCGGUAAAUAAUAAAGAAAUCGAUCAGUUUUUGAAGCAAAGUGAAAAAAUUAGUGAAGAAAAGAAUAAUUUAUUUGAAAGCCCACAAUUAUUAUCUCUAAAAAUAGAAUCUUCUUUAUAUAUAAUUCAGCAGCACUAUUAUCCAUUUUUAGAUGCCGAAAAUGUUCAAUUUCUUUGCGAAUCUAAUAUUUUGAAUAGAAUAAUUUGCUUAGUUAUAAUUCAUGAGGAAUAUAACCAGAGUGAUGAUGAAUUAGAUAAAAUGAAGUUGGAAGUAUUGGAACCUUUAGAAAACUCCAGAAAACGUUAUCAAAGAGCAAUGGCGAAUCAAAAAAGUAGAAAUUCUCAUGAAGAAACUAAUAACUCAAAUUCUGAAGAAUUUGACGAAUAUUUUGGUGAGUCAGAAGUUUUUGAAGAUGAGGAGCUAUUCAUUCAACCAGUACAACUAUCUAUAUCAAGUUAUAAAAAUAAGGUUGGGUCAAUGAAGAAAAUUGCAGAUUUUAUGGAGUUUUGGAAAACUAAUUUAAGGAGUAGUCAUAUAUUUUUACUAGACGUUGAGGGUGAUAGGUAUGCAAUUAUUAAUGAAACUAAGCACUUAUAUGAAAAAUUUACACAAGAUGAAAUCUUUUGGAUGCGUCUACCUUUAAAAUGUACUACUUUCCACGAAAAAGAGUUUUACUCAAAUUGUCUUUUUAAUAGCUCAGCUCAUGGAUAUUCUAUUUCAUCUCUCUUUAGAUAUAAGAUUUCUUUCAAAUCUAUUAUUGCAACUGUUUUGAUAAUUACUGUCUCUUCAUAUUUACUUUCAUCAAUAUCGACACAACAAAAGUUGGGGUUACUUGUAAUAUUUCCAAUUUUAAUUGCAGUAUUUUCACAUCCAUCAUUGGAUAUACUUUGGAAUUUAUUUUAUUAA